GCAGGGAAAUGGAAGUUGUCCUUCAGAAAAUGCCAAGCAAACCUACACUUGACAACGCCGUUUGUAUUGUAAGUUCUGAUGCAAGCUACUCAGAUGAGUACAAGCGAAAAAUCAAAGAGACUGUCGGUCAAUUUAGAGGGGUUUCUUUCCGCACUCAUGUCGUCAGAAAGCACGCGGAUAUUACUGAACUUCCCCAUUGCAGAAUGUACAUAAUGUGUGUGGAGUUCACAAAAAGGCACGUGUUAAUAGAAGUACAAGGUUUUGGACUUGGCGAUUUGAAUCUCACUUUAUAUCGGGGUGUUAGAAAGCUAGUAGGGGCUUUGUUUAUAUGUUACGUAUAUGACCCCGAUUCCAGAAACUUGUCAGAACACCAGUUAUACAGUGAUGGUAUUUAUUGUGUUAAACAACAACAGGAACUGAAGGAAUUAUGUGAAUUAGAUCGAUUCAUAAGUGUGCACAAUGAAUUAAACACAGCUCAAACGAAGGCAUUAGAAACUGCUAUAAGUGAUGUGCUUAACAUACAGGCCGCGAGGUAUUAACUGAUGAAUAAACAGUGUAAUAUCUCGUGUGCCAUCUGAUUUCUCGAAUGCCAUUGACAUUUGUGUAUUUUUAGAAGUGACUUUUAAUGGUUGUGUAUUUUAAGUUUAAUGAUUAGCUUCAAUUUCGGUUGGAAUGCAGUUUAAAGUGAGUUGAAAUUAUUCUUAUUGCUUUAAAGCGUAUAAAAACAAUGUAACUAAACCUUCUGUAAGACAAAUUUCCUUUAAGCAUAACUAAUGAAAACGGGGAAUUGAAACCAAUUAAUGUUAUAACAUAAUGUUAGACUGCUAAAGAAAUAAUGCGAGAUUAAUGUUUGCGUUCUUGUCUAUAUACCUUGCACAGAUCGUUUGACAACUCUUUCGAAGUUGUCUAACAAAACAACCUCAAUAUAAGGUGUAUUGCUCAGUACAGUCAUUCAUGACAAUAGUAAAAUUAAUCAUAUGAAUUAUAAAACUUAUUUUAAUUCUCAAGACAAUACAUUAGACAAGUAUUAAAUUAUUUACAUGUGUUUUAUGUAUUUUGAUUUGUUUGCGCGCGCCCGUGUGUGUGUGUGUGUGUGUGCGUGCGUGUGUGUGUGUGUGUGUGUGUGUGUGUGUGUGCGAUUAGAAUUUUAUAUGAAAAGAGAUGAGAUUAAACGUUCGACGUAUGUCUGAGUGCAUGAGUAUAUGUGCGCUUAAAUAAACUGUAGAAUAACAUAGACUUGUUAUCAUACCUUACUUAUAGUUAUGCAUGUGUUGAUUUGAACUCUUGAAUCUGAGAAAUAAAUGAG
Mya arenaria is the source of this 1306-nucleotide messenger RNA. RefSeq lists its product as uncharacterized. NCBI's taxonomy places the organism in Eukaryota, Metazoa, Mollusca, Bivalvia, Myida, Myidae. Bases 9 to 539 code for a protein of 176 amino acids. The record is from RefSeq and is a predicted model, not a curated record. The transcript is spliced from 3 exons.